Phyllotreta striolata is the source of this 1710-nucleotide messenger RNA. The record is from the annotation of a GenBank genome assembly. Lineage: Eukaryota; Metazoa; Arthropoda; Insecta; Coleoptera; Chrysomelidae.
CAACUGGAUUUACAAUUCACCGUGGAUUGUAGUCUCACAUUCGAGGUGAAAUUAGUAAAUUCCAGAAAUGACAAGGAAUGUCCAACGACACACCGCCGAUAGAUUCAUCGAACGUGACCAUCAUCGAUGCGACAGAAGGCGCAAGCGCAUCGCGACACAUCAACGACAGCUACGUCCAGCACGUCGCGCUCGCCAUCCUCCUCACCAUCGUCAUUCUCAUCGUCAUCAUCGGCAACACGCUCGUCAUAUUGGCCGUCAUCACGACGCGACGCCUGCGCACCGUCACCAAUUGCUUCGUCAUGUCGCUGGCGGUCGCCGAUUGGCUGGUGGGCAUCUGCGUCAUGCCGCCGGCGGUCGCUUACGCUCUCAUCGGCGUGUGGGAGUUGGGUUGGAUCCUGUGCGAUAUAUGGAUAUCUUUGGACAUUUUGCUGUGUACGGCGUCGAUUUUGAGCCUGUGCGCUAUCAGCGUCGAUAGAUAUUUGGCGGUGACGCAGCCUUUGAGGUAUUCGAGGAACAGGAGAUCGAAACGAUUGGCUUUCGGGAUGAUUUUGAUCGUGUGGACCAGCUCGUUGUUGAUCACUUGUCCUCCGAUAUUCGGAUGGUACGAGCCGGGAAAACACGCCGGGAAAACUUGCAGGUACAACAAGAACACGGGCUACGUAAUUUUCUCGGCGAUGGGCUCGUUUUUCAUACCAAUGGUGGUAAUGUUGUACGUUUACGUGAAAAUUUCCUGCGUUGUGGCCCAAAGACACGACCAAUUGUCCCAUAUCGAUACAGCACAUCCUCGAAAAAACCACAAGUUGAUUUACAACAACAAAGAAGAAUCCGAUAUGGAUAGGGCUUCUUCUGAAUGCGAAGAAACGCAUUUACGUUGCACCAGCAACCACUUGCCAGAAGUGCACAAAAACGGCGAACAAUCCAAAAAACAAAUCACCCAAUCGAGAUCUCUACGAACAAACUACACCUACAACCAAGUCCACGAGCCUCUGGCGCCCUCUUCCAGAUCCACCAGCCUGUAUAGGGCCUCGUUUCCCUUGCGCAGCUCAUCCAGACCGGAAUCACUGACUCUGGACACUUCCGUGUUGAACUACGAGCCCGCCUCCAGGGUGUCUUCGUUCCGAAGGGAAACGAAAACCGCUCAAACGUUGAGCAUCGUCAUCGGGGGAUUCAUCGCCUGUUGGUUGCCCUUCUUCAUAUUCUAUUUACUCACGCCCUUUAUAGAUACGAACGAUAUCAACACGAUGAUUUUGUCGUAUUUGACGUGGCUGGGUUGGAUAAAUUCCGCCAUAAAUCCGUUUAUUUACGCUUUUUAUAGUCCGGAUUUCAGAUUGGCCUUUUGGAGGUUGACCGUGAGGCAUUUCUCGAAGGGCCACAGACAGAACGCGGCCCUGCAGCACAAGUAAAGUCAAUUGAUGGGUUUUAAAGAGUUGGAAGCUCCUUUGAAAGUUGUGUAAAAUGUAGGUAAAUCGCUUCUAUGUUAUAAACAGUUAUAGAGUUAUUGUCGAAUUGCAUGUAUACUCGAUUAUCAGCGUAAUAAGUAUUGGAAUAAUUUGAUCUCUAUGAUACAUGUGUUUGCAGGAGCAAAAUGUGAUAGUUGCAUUUCGAAAAAUCAAUUUAAAUAUGGAGAUUAAAAACAAAUAAUUGUUCCCUUUUUUUUUGUGGCUAAUGUAACACCUACAUGACGAUUUAUUGUACAAAGCUUUGGGUUCU